This is a messenger RNA of Sapajus apella (tufted capuchin), 5254 nucleotides long. Its product is annotated as myosin-16. The transcript has 31 exons. Gene Ontology annotation, cellular component: myosin complex. Bases 1 to 4584 code for a protein of 1527 amino acids. Gene Ontology annotation, molecular function: protein binding; cytoskeletal motor activity; ATP binding. Lineage: Eukaryota; Metazoa; Chordata; Mammalia; Primates; Cebidae. The record is from RefSeq and is a predicted model, not a curated record.
AUGGUGUUUGAUGACAAGACCACGGAGCACCAGGCACUGUUCCCAUAUGUCACUGCGCAAAGUCCUGCUUCCUGGAUGGCCAUAUGGGUGUCUGGUGCAUCUCUACACUGGCCCCAGGUUCAGUGCCAGUGUGGCCUCUUUUGGGUCCUGCCACCUCCUCUAACACCAUCCUGUCCUCUUCCUUCCCAGCCCAUGGGCAUCUUCUCCAUCUUGGAGGAACAGUGCGUCUUCCCCAAAGCCACUGAUGCCACAUUCAAGGCAGCCCUGUACGACAACCACCUGGGCAAGUCCAGCAACUUCCUGAAGCCCAAGGGAGGCAAGGGCAAGGGGCCCGAGGCCCACUUCGAGCUCGUUCACUAUGCAGGCACUGUGAGUACUAGCCGCAGGGUCCCUCCGUGUUUUGGGUCCCAGCUGGCUGCCGUCACUGCCGCUAUUGGGCAUCGCAGGACACCAGGCAAGUCAGCAGGACAAGAACUGGAGCCCCAAGAAAUGGGGCUGAAAGUGGGGUAUAACAUCACGGGCUGGCUGGAGAAGAACAAAGACCCCCUGAAUGAAACAGUGGUGGGUUUGUUCCAGAAAUCAACUGUGGCAAUCCUAGCCCUUCUCUUCAAAGAAGAGGAGGCUCCAGCCGGAGGCAAGAAACAGAAGAGAGGCUCCACCUUCAUGACAGUCUCCAACUUCUACAGGGAGCAGCUGAACAAGCUGAUGACCACCCUCCAUAGCACUGCACCCCAUUUUGUCCGCUGCAUUGUGCCCAAUGAGUUUAAGCAGUCGGGUGUGGUAGAUGCCCACCUGAUCAUGCACCAGCUAGCUUGCAAUGGUGUCCUGGAAGGCAUCCGUAUCUGCAGGAAGGGCUUCCCAAACAGGCUGCAGUACCCGGAGUUCAAGCAGAGGUACCAAGUGCUGAACCCCAACGUGAUUCCCCAGGGGUUUGUGGACAACAAGAAGGCCUCAGAGCUGCUGCUUGCAGCCAUUGAACUGGAUGUGAAUGAAUACAAAAUUGGACAUACCAAGGUGUUCUUCCGUGCAGGCAUCCUGGCAAAGCUUGAGGACAUGAGGGACGAGCGUCUGGCCAAGAUCAUGACGAUGCUGCAGUGUCGGCUCCGGGGCUUCCUCAUGAGGGUGGAGUUCAAGAAGAUGCUGGAACGAAGAAUGGGCCUGAAAGUCAUUCAGCGGAAUGUGCGCAAGUUCCUGCAGCUUCGUUUCUGGGGAUGGUGGAAGCUGUACAACAAGGUCAAGCCGCUCCUGAAUGUGGCGCGGCAAGAGGAGGAGAUGAAGGCCAAGGAGGAGGAGCUCAGGAGUGCCAUGGCCAAGACCCAGGAGCUGAUAAACAAGGUCAAGGAACUGGAGGAGAAGAUGGCCACACUCAGCCAGGAGAAGAACGACCUCACCAUCCAGCUGCAGGCUGAGCAAGAGAACCUGAUGGAUGCAGAGGAGCGCCUGACACAGUUAAUGAAGACCAAGAUGGAGCUGGAGAGCCAGAUCUCGGACAUGCGGGAGCGGCUGGAGGAAGAAGAGGGCACAGCCGCCUCGCUGAGCGCCGCCAAGCGCAAGCUGGAGGGGGAGCUGAGCGACCUGAAGCGGGACCUGGAGGGCCUGGAAACCACGCUGGCCAAGACAGAGAAGGAGAAGCAGGCCCUGGAUCACAAGGUCCGUACCCUGACUGGGGAUCUCUCACUCCGUGAAGACUCCAUCGCCAAGCUCCAGAAGGAGAAGAGGGCCCUGGAGGAGUUGCACCAGAAAACCCUAGACGACCUGCAGGCUGAGGAGGACAAGGUGAACCACCUGACCAAGAGUAACAGCAAGCUGAACACGCAGAUCCAUGAGCUGGAGGAUAACUGGGAGCAGGAAAAGAAAAUCCGGGCAGAGGUGGAAAAGGCUCGUCGGAAAGCUGAGAGCGACCUGAAGAUGACCAUCGACAACCUCAAUGAGAUGGAGCGUUCCAAACUGGAUCUUGAGGAGGUGGUGAAAAAGAGAGAUUUGGAAAUAAACUCUGUCAACUCGAAAUAUGAGGAUGAGCAGUCUCUGAAUUCCACGCUGCAGCGGAAACUGAAGGAGCACCAGGCCCGAAUUGAAGAGCUGGAAGAAGAACUAGAAGCCGAGAGGGCCAUGAGAGCCAAGGUGGAGAAACAACGCAGUGAUCUGUCCCGGGACCUCGAAGACCUCAGUGACAGGCUGGAAGAAGCUGGUGGAGCCACAUCUGCUCAGAUCGAGCAGAACCGCAAGAGGGAGGCUGAGCUGCUAAAGCUGCGGCGGGAGCUGGAAGAGGCUGCCCUGCAGAGCGAGGCAACAGCCUCCACGCUGCGCAAGAAGCACAUGGACUCGAUGGCCGAGUUAACGGAGCAUGUGGAGAACCUGCAGAGGGUCAAGUCCAAGCUGGAGAAGGAUAAACAGGUCAUGAAGGCUGAGAUCGAUGACCUCAAUGCCAGUGUGGAGACCAUGCAGAAGUCCAAGAUGAACGCCGAGGCCCACGUCAGAAAGCUGGAAGACAGCUUAUCAGAAGCCAACGCCAAGGUGGCAGAGCUAGAGCGAAACCAAGCAGAAAUCAAUGCCAUUAGGACCCGCCUCCAAGCUGAAAAUAGCGAACUGAGCAGGGAAUAUGAAGAAUCCCAGAGCAGGCUCAAUCAAAUCCUAAGGAUAAAGACAUCUCUGACAUCACAAGUGGAUGAUUAUAAGAGGCAGCUAGAUGAAGAGUCAAAGUCUCGCAGCACCGCCGUGGUGAGCCUGGCCAACACCAAGCAUGACCUGGACCUGCUGAAGGAGCAGCUGGAGGAGGAGCAGGGAGGCAAGUCGGAGCUACAGCGCCUCGUGUCCAAACUCAACACCGAGGUCACCACCUGGAGGACCAAGUAUGAGACCGAUGCCAUCCAGAGGACAGAGGAGCUGGAGGAGACCAAGAGGAAACUGGCCGCCAGACUUCAGGAGGCAGAAGAAGCAGCUGAAACUGCCCAGGCCCGGGCUGCCUCCCUCGAGAAAAAUAAACAGAGACUCCAGGCAGAAGUUGAGGACCUCACCAUCGACUUGGAGAAGGCCAAUGCUGCAGCCGCUGCCCUGGACAAGAAGCAGAGGCUCUUUGACAAGAUGCUGGCCGAGUGGCAGCAGAAGUGUGAGGAGUUGCAGGUGGAAGUGGACAGCUCGCAGAAGGAAUGCCGCAUGUACAUGACAGAGAGCUUCAAGAUCAAGACGGCCUACGAGGAGUCUCUGGAGCAUCUAGAGUCAGUGAAGAAGGAGAAUAAGACCCUGCAGGAGGAGAUAAAGGAUCUCAUUGAUCAGCUGGGUGAGGGAGGAAGGAGUGUGCAUGAGCUGCAGAAGUUGAAGAAAAAAUUGGAGAUGGAAAAGGAAGAACUCCAGGUGGCGCUGGAAGAAGCUGAGUCUUCCCUGGAGGUUGAAGAGAGCAAGGUGAUUCGAAUUCAGUUGGAACUGGCUCAAGUUAAAGCUGACAUUGACCGGAGAAUCCAUGAGAAAGAAGAAGAAUUUGAGGCUACCAGGAAAAACCACCAGCGGGCAAUUGAGUCCUUGCAGGCCAGCCUGGAGGCAGAGGCCAAGGGCCGGGCAGAGGCACUUCGGCUCAAGAAGAAGAUGGAGACGGACCUGAAUGAGAUGGAAAUCCAACUGGACCACGCCAACAAGAACAACAGCGAACUUGUAAAGACACUGAAAAGGCUGCAACAGCAAAUCAAGGACUUGCAGGUCCAGAUGGACGAGGAUGCCAGGCAGCACGAGGAGCUGCGGGAGCAGUACAACCUGCAGGAGCGGCGCCUGAGCCUGCUGCAGACAGAGCUGGAGGAGGUGCGCUCGGCCCUGGAGGGCAGUGAGCGUUCACGCAAGCUGCUGGAGCAGGAGGUGGUGGAGAUCACCGAGCGGCACAACGAGAUCAAUAUCCAGAACCAGAGCCUCCUUGUGGUCAAACGCAAGCUAGAAUCAGAUGUCCAGCGCAUCUCCAACGAGCACGAGGAGCUCAUCAGUGAGUUCCGCUCAGCGGACGAGAGGGCCAAGAAGGCCAUGACGGAUGCUGCCCGCAUGGCAGAAGAACUCCGGCAAGAGCAGGACCACUGCAUGCACCUGGAGAAGAUCAAGAAGAACUAUGAGGUCACCAUCAAAGACCUGCAGGCCAAGAUGGAGGAGGCAGAGCAGCUGGCUCUGAAAGGCGGGAAGCGUACAAUCAUGAAGCUGGAGGCCAGGAUCAAGGAACUAGAGACAGAGCUGGAUGGGGAGCAGAAACAGCAUGUGGAGACGGUCAAGACGCUGCGUAAGAACGAGCGUCGCCUCAAAGAGCUGGUCUUCCAGACAGAGGAGGACCACAAGACCAACCAGCGCAUGCAAGAGCUGGUGGAGAAGCUACAGAACAAGCUGAAGGUCUACAAGAGGCAGAUCGAGGAGGCGGAGGACCAGGCCAACCAGACCCUGGCUCGAUAUAGGAAGACGGUGCAUGAGCUGGAUGAUGCCGAGGAGCGGGCCGGCAUAGCAGAGACCGCCCUAAACAAGCUGCGCACCAGACACCGCGUGGCCGGCAAGGGCAUCACCUCCGUGGAGAUCAUCCAGGUGUCCAAGACAGGCACCUCAAAAACCCUUUCUGAGGAGUGAGGCCCUCCGUUUCCUAGGCCACAGCCGGUAGGUGUGUACUCCACUCUGGAUGACCUCACUCAGAGCGCUCGUUGCCUGCACCAGCUCUGCUCCUAGUAGUGGUACUAUGUGACUCAGCUGUAGUCCCCCUGCUCCCCAGCUCCAGUCUUUGUCAUACCCAGUCUCAUGCAACAGCAACCCCAAAGCUCUUCCCCUGCCUCUUCAGCUGCAAAACUCCUCUAGAUUCUCACAGCCCUCAGGUGGGGUGCUGUUCACCUGUAUCACAGGUGCUGGUCGACCUGAUGUUCCCCCAAAUGCAUGGAAGGGCAGUUUCCACAUGUGAUGCCACUUGACACUACCCCUGGAACCUAGGUGCUUAGUACCAGUCACAGGGACAUCCACAAGUUUAUGGCAAUGUAUGUUCGUCUUUUGCAUCCCCCACAAUAUCAUUCUUCACUGGAGAUUUCAUCAAUCCUGGUUGAAUUCAGGCCUCUAACACUAAGAAAAUGAUAAUUAUCAUCAUAGCUACCAUUCCUUGAGCACUGAGUGCAGGUGGGAUUUUAGGGUAACAAUUUAAAAUAGUCCUUAUUCCCCUUAAUUCAGAACUAACCAAGGACAAAAAAUGUUGGUGAUAUCAUAUAUAAAAGUUAAAAUAGGCUGGGCACAGUAGCUUGUGCCUGUCUAUCUUAGU